CAUCUGAAUAAAAUAAAAUUAAUAUAUACAUAAGUUGGUUGAUUUCGCCAGCGACACAGUUAAUUGUUGCAAACAUUAUAGGCAAACGAGUGAACGAGCGCGCUUCUCUUCCACAUCACACUCGCCCGCCGUGCGAUUCGAUUUUCCUUCUUAUUCUUCUUACAAAUUUCAAUAUUAAACGCGCUGGUCAUUGUAGUUGGACGAACGGCGCGCAUCCACCGAGAUCGGUAGGUGGACCAACAGUGUGUUGUCAGUGUACGGGUGUACGUUUUCUCCAGCGGCUGUGGUGUAAUGUGCACCAACGUGUUUUACGCCCAAAAAUAAGCCGUCUGCUUUCGUCGCCAUCACCGUCGAUACUAACAAAUUCUGUGAACAUUGCGACAUGAAGCUGCGCGAAUAAAGACGAUAAAAUCGAUAAGACGACAACGCGAGUACAACUUGUGUUUCAGUGUAUGUAAAUGCAAAAACGAUUAAUGGAAUUCAGUGAUAAAACAAUACAAAGUGACUAAAGAACUUAAAUAAAACUCACUAGCACACACACACACACACACACACCCAUACAGCAAUACAGCAGCAAGGCAAACAAAUAUUGUUAAACUGUGAGCAUCAUCAUAAUAAAUUUCUUAAAUAAGGAGAAAAGUCAAUAAAAAGUUAUCAACGACAUGUCCGAGCUGCAAGUAAUCACAACAAAUUACACAGCCACUUCCAAAGACAAACUGGAGGUGUUCGAGCUGCCACAAAAUUACUCGAUACUCAUUAAUAAAUUGGAGCGUUUGGCAUUGGGCCUAGACUCGGCGUUCGGUAAUCUCUCGUUGGAACGUAAAGAAGUCGAAGUGGCUGUGAGUGGUUCAAAUGAGUUUCUGGAUCCCUUUGCUGGUCCAACGGCUGCUGGUGGGCAUCCACAAACACCGCAUGCCGCAUAUACACACCAUGAGAGUGAGUUACCCGUUGUGGUAAGCGACAUCUGGAUCGGUGUUAUUUUAACGCUGCUCAUAGUGUCGGUGAUAUUCUUCAUUUGUUCCUGCUUUUUAUAUCACAAAUUCCAACAAUGGAAGAACUCAUAUCGCACCAAUCCAGAGCCGGUGGAGAUAUGCCGUCACUUUCCACCAGAAUAUGAGGUGGAGUCACUCCCAUCUUAUACCAUUGUCUCAGGCUUACCCACUUACGAUGACGCCCUGGAGGAAUUCCGAAAAGCUGGCAUAAUUCUUACGCCACCCAUGCCUGUGGUGAAGAUAUUUGAGAAAGAUCCCGCAGCUGUUGGAAGCACAGCUAAGGAGAAUCAAAUCUUUAAUAUGGAAAACGGCGUCAACACUGAUACUGAUAACAUCUCUGUGACUUCAACGUGCACUUGUGGUGCGGCAAAUAAUUCCAACUUAACCAAUCCAAAUUCAGUAUAUACUGUACCCUCACCACUUGCUUCGCAAGUCAUCGAACUGUCGCCCGAACAAUUGGCCGCCUUGUCACAGAAGCGUCUUUCGUUACAGAUCACAUUCAACAAUGCUGUGCGUCGUAACUCUCGUCCGCGUGGUGUCGAUCUAUAUCGUCAGGUGAACCGCAACAAUUUAUUGCGCUCACAAGCUGCUGCCGCCGCAGCUGCUACACGCGAAGGUUUUCCACAAAUUCAUCGCUCAUCAUCGACGUUGACCCUGUCCAAUGAACCGAAUAUGCUGGAUCGACGUCUCAUGCAGCAUCUACAGCACCGCGGCUCUCUUUAUUGAAGCCUCGAUUGACAAGAGAAAACUGCUUUUACGAUAAUGCUUUCUGCUGAACUAUUGUACUAUUGGUUAUACUUACAUAUAUUUAUAAAUAUGUAUUCUAAGUUCUAAAAUUCUCUUAUUAUUAGUAUUUUUAGUGUAG
Ceratitis capitata (Mediterranean fruit fly) is the source of this 1857-nucleotide messenger RNA. RefSeq names its product Protein commissureless (gene comm3). The coding region runs from base 663 to 1718 and encodes 351 amino acids. Lineage: Eukaryota; Metazoa; Arthropoda; Insecta; Diptera; Tephritidae. The transcript is spliced from 3 exons. The record is from RefSeq and is a predicted model, not a curated record. Gene Ontology annotation, biological process: axon guidance.